Molecule: messenger RNA, 1104 nt
Organism: Trichoderma reesei QM6a
Lineage: Eukaryota; Fungi; Ascomycota; Sordariomycetes; Hypocreales; Hypocreaceae
Exons: 1
Coding region: 1-1104 (367 amino acids)
Source: RefSeq, a predicted model, not a curated record
AUGGCCUUUGCAAACCCUAGCUCCAAGCAGAAUAUGUAUCAACUUCCACCGGGCCAGCAUCGAGCGACCACUGCUAUGGAGUUUGGAGACUCCCCCUCUUCACGAAGCUCCUCAGAUUCUGAACCUCCGCCAUACGAAGAGAGCCUGAUCCGGCGGCAGCAAGCGUUGGCACUGGGGAGCUCGAUCGGCUCCAGCUCCGCCAACAAGAUCAUUGCGAUCCCCGCCACAAACGCAAGCCUCGGUUCUGCAUUCCUCAGAGCCUAUCCGCCCGCCUUGGGACGGUUCAACAUCUCGAAGCCCGUUUUCCUAGAAUUUCUCGACCACCUCAACCGGGCGAUUGUCGCGAGUCCGGGACUGCGCGUCCUCGGGGCUGCGUCCGAUAUUGCUGGAAUCGUGCCUGAACCAACGACCCAGGUCAUCUUUGGGGUUGCUGGCCUGAGUGCAAAGGUGGGAACCUAUGCCAUGUCCAAGGUGCGCUCAGAGGGGGUGAUCCGCCAGGCGAAUAAUGAGCUUUUCUUCCCCAGGGGCUUGGAGGCGCAGAUUGUCAAGCUCAAGACUGUUGCCCUGCUCGCCAACAUGCCCAUUCUGAAUUAUAAGGGGGAGAUUGACAAAAGGUCGCCUAUCUUGGAGUCUUUGCAGUCCCUCGUAGAGGUCGACGAGCUCAAGACUAUUAGUGCGCAGCAGCGUCGUCUGAGAGCUCUUGAAGCAUGGAUUUCUCCGCUCGAGAUUGAUGAGCUCCCGCCGGUUGCCAGCGCAUCGAAUGCUAUGAGCAAGGUGGAUGUCUUUGUCAGUGAGGCAGAGCGCAAAUCGGCCGAGCAGUCUAUGCUGAAGAAGAGGAUCAAGGCGACUGAGAAACACGACAAGAAGAGCCAAAAGGCACUGGAAAAGUAUGAGAAGUCUAUGGCAAAGUAUGAGCACAAGGAAAUGGGCCGUCAUUCAAGUAGAGACCUUGAAAAGAUGGAAGAGCGUCGCCAGAAAGCCGUGGACAAGUAUGAGAGGAAGACGGAGAAGGCAGAAAUGAAGUACCAAAAGAAGGAUAAGGAGGAGGAGAGCAUCCGGAAGAUUGGCUUUCUCGUUAUUGUGCCUAGGGGGAGGCAGAACUGA